GGACCGGGCCGCGGCGCAGCGCUCACCGCUCUCUCCCGCAGACAUGGCGAUCCGCUACCCUAUGGCCGUCGGCCUCAACAAGGGCUACAAGGUGACGAAGAACGUAUCCAAGCCCAGGCACUGCCGCCGCCGAGGGCGCCUGACCAAACACACCAAGUUUGUGCGAGACAUGAUCAGGGAGGUCUGUGGCUUCGCGCCCUACGAACGACGUGCUAUGGAACUGCUGAAAGUUUCCAAAGAUAAACGUGCUCUGAAGUUCAUCAAGAAACGGGUUGGCACUCACAUUCGGGCCAAGCGAAAGCGGGAAGAACUCAGCAAUGUCCUGGCAGCCAUGAGGAAAGCUGCUGCAAAGAAGGAUUGAGUUGUACAGCUGGAGCUCAAUAAAGCCCUUUCUCACAAAAGCA
Messenger RNA from Meleagris gallopavo (turkey), 404 nucleotides. Lineage: Eukaryota; Metazoa; Chordata; Aves; Galliformes; Phasianidae. The record is from RefSeq and is a predicted model, not a curated record.